AUGCCCUCGCUCCCCUGGAUCUUGGUCUGUCCCUCGAGCCGCGGAAUCGGCCACGUUCUCACCCGCCAUCUCCUGCUUGCCACGAGCCUGCCCAUCCUCGCGACGACUCGCCAUGGCGACCCAUUGGCCACCAAGGCCGCGCUCCUCGACGGCCUGCCAUGCUCCCCCUCCGACGCCGGCUCCUCGUCCCCGCCCUUGUCCCGACGGCUCACCCUCGUGCGCUGCGACGUGACCGACGAAUCCUCCAUCGCCGACGCCGCCGCCGCCGCCGCCGAGCUCUUCCCGCCCGCCACCCACCACCUGCACCUCGCCUGCGUCCUCCCAGGCAUUCUGCAUGCCGAAAAGUCGCCGUUGCGCGUCGACGCCGAGCGUGCCCUCGAGUCCUUUCGCGUCAACGCCCUAGGCCCCCUGCUGCUCGCCAAGCACUUUGUCGGCUUCCUGCCCCGCCGUGCCACCAACCUCGGCCGCGAGGAGGAGGAGGCCCUCGAUGGGCCCGCGACGGGUGCCGAGCUGGUGGCUCGCCUGCCCAGGCACGCGACGUGGCUCAGCGUGGCCGCCCGCGUCGGCUCGACGUCGGACAACCGCAGCGGCGGCUGGUACUCGUACCGAGCGAGCAAGGCCGCCGUCAUCAGCCUCGCCAAGAGCCUCGAUCACUUUCUUGCCGCCCGCAGCGGCGACAAGGCCCUCGCCGUCGCCUACCACCCGGGCACCGUCAGGACCGACCUGAGCCGCCCGUUUUGGUCGAGCACGGCCGAGGGCAAGCUGUUUGAACCGGUCGAUGCCGUCGACAGGCUGGUCCGUGUCCUCGGCGCCUUGGAGCCACGGCAACGAGGCCGGUGCUGGGAUUGGAAAGGCGAAGAAAUCUUGCCGUAA
Drechmeria coniospora is the source of this 873-nucleotide messenger RNA. RefSeq lists its product as uncharacterized. The record is from RefSeq and is a predicted model, not a curated record. NCBI's taxonomy places the organism in Eukaryota, Fungi, Ascomycota, Sordariomycetes, Hypocreales, Ophiocordycipitaceae. The transcript has a single exon. Bases 1 to 873 code for a protein of 290 amino acids.